AAGACUAAAAUUUCUUUUUUUUAUUGUUAGUAAAACAACCAUCUAUUGGAACAAGACGAAGAUAGUGAGGAAAGUACAAUAUUCUCCGGCAAUUUCUAGAGACAAAGUAACAACACCCCUCGCCCGCUUGGGAAAUUAUGGCCACACUCGACACCGAUUCACUCGCUAUUUCUAUCAUCUCUGCUGCGAACAGCGUCUGUAAAUCUCAGCACAGCAGCAGGGCCAGCCUGACCGGGCAGCAGGCCGGCAAACGGCGGCAGUCCACGGCCAAGCAGCGGAUGAAGGGCGCGGUAGCCGUUGUGACCGCGGCACGGACGCUUGCGUGGACGACCCCACAAUCGUCCUGGCACGAUCUCCGUGAUGGGCGGGAUCAGAAAUGGGCGAUGGUCUGGCACAACAGAAGAUUAAACAGAAGGUUGCUCAGCACCGAGAAAUAUCAAGAGUUGAGCAAUCGCUUCUUCGGCGGUGUUUUUAGUUCCGGAAAUUGGGGGUCAUCGGGUUUUGUAGGCAGCAUGCCCCACUGUCGCCCCACGACGAGCGAGAAGCAGCUCUUGGAGGCCGUGGAAAACGAGGACGAUGCCAGGAAGAGGACCGUGACGCCGGGCCGGCGGAUGGGGAAGCCGAUCCGGCCCACCUCGGCCCAGGCCAAGCUGCAGUCCCGAGGCACGCCCAGCGUGCUGGAGGAGACCCGUCCGGCCACGGCGGCGGCCGGUACGCGGGGCGGGGUGGGCCACCCGGGCUUUACACCGCCGGGCUCCCGCGGACAGGUGGGCCAUCAUCAUCAGACCGCCACCACAGCCUGGGGUAGCAGAGUGAAUGAUGACAUCCCUAAAAUUGAGACCCAGGUCAGGAGGCUGACCGUCGGAGCCGUGGACGGGCUGGCGGAGAGGGCCGAUUCGGUCAUCACGAGGUCCAGGCACACGGCACAUUCUGCACCUGUUACAAAGAUAGAGGAACGUAUUAAUCUGGAACAUCUGCACAAGCUGAAGCACUCAUUUGAGACUGCAGACUCAGAGAAUUCAGGAACUCUGACCCUUGAGCAGUUCAAAAGCGUCAUCCGCAGUUCCUUGGCUUUGAGAGGAAGGAAUGAUGAACAGAUUACAGCAUUAUUUAUGAAGAUUGACUCCAACUCGGAAGGCUUUAUAGAAUGGGACCAGUUCUGCACUUACAUGCAGCUGGAGUACGAAGAGAAGGAGGACGCGUACCGGCGACAGAAGGACGUGGACAUGCACACCCCGGCCAACAUAGAAUACAUGCCCCACAGGGAGCCGGUACUACGCAUCACCAACAUGUCCGAUGGGACAUUCGUGGCAACAAGUCAGGAUGGCACAAUAUCCUUCUGGAAUGGAAGUUUGGAACUGAAGAGAACAAGAUCUGUCAUGACGGAGCAAAAUGCGACAAGACAGAAGCCCAAGUGGGUGACCGAUUUUGUGUUGAUGCCGCAGUACAACAAACUCAUCUUAUGCACAGGCGAUCGGGAAAUCCAGUUUUACGAGUUGUCGACCUUUGAACCCUAUUGUCAGGUCACUGGCCUGGAGACCACCCCACUGAAAAUAGCAUAUUGUGCCACCGGCUAUGAUGAAUGUCUGAUCAUGUAUGGAGACUCCGAAGGCUGCAUCAACAUCAUAAUUAUCAACGGCACGGGAGAAACACUUAGAACAUGGAAGAAGAUGCCCAAGACGGAAGGCAUCGCCAGCGUGACCCUGGAGAAGGUGGCCCACUCGCCGCUGACCCGCUUCGUCAGGUGGAAGGUCCACAAUGACUGGGUGGCCGAGCUCCGAUACUACGAGGAGAUUCGGUCCAUCAUGUCCUGCUCCAACAACGAGAGUACAGCUCUGGUCAUAGGUUGCACAACCGGCAGCACGCACGUCGAAGCCCAACUCAAAGAGAUCAAGGAGCAUUCCAACUUUCCCGACGCAGCCGACAAGAAACUGAAACUGGCGCAGCAGAACUACGCCCACGCCAAGCGACGGCUGGACGCGGACCAGACCACAUUCCGGAUCCACAAAGGUGUGAAAGUGUUUGACUUCUGCAAGGAGAAGAACCUGAUCAUCACGGGAGGAAUGGACCGGAUCGUGCGCAUGUGGAAUCCUUAUGUGCCGAGCAAGCCGACUGGUAUGUUGAGAGGCCACAAUGCUCCCAUCUUCUCUCUAUACAUUGCUCCCGAUGAGAACAGAGUCUACAGCAUAUCACAGGACAAGACCAUUAAGGUUUGGGACAUCAAGGACCAGGUGUGUAUGCUGACCAUCCGCCCCAAGACCCACAAAGUGCGAGGGGACCUACAGGCCUGUCACUACAACAAGGUUGCCAAGGGAUUCGCCAUCGCAACAGAUCAGAUGGCUCUACUCAGUCACAGAUCAAAUCGUAUACAACAGAAUGGAGAAGUUGCCUACUCACACAAGGAACCAGUCCACUGUGCCAAAUACAACCCCAGCUUCAAGCACAUUGUCAGCUGCUCGGAUGGAUCGGUUGUCAAGAUUUGGGAUUUCGAAACUGGCAAUGCUGUCUUUGAGUUCUCGCAAGCCCAUGACAAUAACGCCAUCACAGCCAUGACCUUUGACACUUCCAACCGGAGACUAAUCACGGGAGGGCGGGAUGGCAAGCUGAAGAUAUGGAACUACAACAACGGCCACUGCUUGAAGCGACUAGAAAGAGAGGAUGAUUUUGACGAGAUCACGGACGUGACCUACAUCGAGAUGAACAAGAACCGGUUCAUCAUCUCGGUGGGCUGGGAUCGUCACAUCAAUAUGUACACUGAUAACUCAGAGGACUUCAGGCACAUACAGCACCCGCUGCCCAAAUGGGCCGAUGACUUGAGAGACGGGCAUAAGGAGGACAUUCUAUCGGUGGCAGUCUGCCUACCCAGCUUACUGGCGACCUCUAGCUACGACGGCGAGGUCAUCGUAUGGAAUCUUAUAUCAGGUCACAUCUACUGCCAUCUCAGGUCACCGGUACCGGAGAAUUAUGUUGCGCGAGAACUGGAUGGAGACAACAGCAUCUGCAAGCUCCUCUUCCUGUGCACCAGAAAAGACAACAAAAAUGCUGCUCAACUCAUCGCCUCCGGCCCCAGAGGCUCUAUCCACUUUUGGAAUGUUUACAAUGGUGGAGUGCUCUUCUCACAAUUUAGCUCGUCUAAAAACAGUAGUGCUCCAGUCACCACAAUGCAACUCACAGACGAUGAUUCCACGCUGUUUGCUGGAGAUGCAAGAGGUUUUGUAACAGCUUGGGACACAGAAGGUUACUGCCAAUUUGGCAAAGAAGAGGAGCCACCAGCGUUACUAGGAUCAUGGAGGGCUCAUAUUGAGAGCAUAACAAGCAUGAACCUGGUACAGUCUCACAAUAUUCUCCUUACCUCCUCCUUGGAUUGCACCGUGCGGUUAUGGACGACGGAAGGCCAUUAUAUUGGUACCCUGGGCCAGCAGCAGCCCUGGGACAUCUACAACCCCUCCACCUACGCCCAUCCCAUGGUCCCCUACGACGUCCUGGUGGAUCCGGUCAGCAUGCCUGACCACCCAGUGCUGGACCUCAAAGUGUCCAACGGAGUCUUUGAAGAAGAAGAGGAUGACGAUAACCAGGAAGGGGAGGAGGAGGAGGGGGAGGAGGAGCCUAACGAAAAAGAGGCGGAGAAAGAAGAGAGGAAGAGUGACGUCAUCAGUGUGAGCACCUUCAUGACUGGGACCCAGUUCCAGUACGACGACGACACGAUCGCCGAGGAGCUCAAGCAGAAGCCCUUCAACAAAGGAACUGGCAAGAGGUUACGUCACGAAAAGCUCAAGCCGACCCCCAUGGAUCGUGGCGGACCCAACGCCUACCAGAACCUCAAGUGUUUUGAGCUGGCCGACACUCCCCCCAUCUCACCCCCGUCCCGCUCCCGAGAAAAGAACGACGAUCCAUUUGGCUUCCAGUUCUAGGCCUUCCUCUAUCCAAGGCGCAAAUGAGUUUAAUAAAUAAUGUGUGCUCCGCUUUUGCAUGCAUGAACAGUUGGUGUGGCUGUACGUAAAACAAAACAUCAUACAUGUAACAGCAGUUGUGUGUGUGCAGCUGUGCAUAAUGGACCCUUCUUGCAUAUAAAUUGACUAAUCAGAUUGCGACUUUUGAUCAGCUGACCGCAGUACAGUGGCAGGGUAGAACUUGGUCACAAGCACUGACAAAAUGUGGGCGGGGCUUAAGACCGAAUCUGGAAAGGUCCAUUUUGGUGCGACAAUGCUUUUCUAGCUUUGGCAGAUGCGACACCAUCCCACAAUGCAACAGGAAAUUUUAAGUAAUGGCUGAACUUCAUGCUGAAUACAUGUGCUACACAUGUGGCGCAAUUUGCAUGUAAUUUUUUGUGAGCUUCCUUACAGUUUGUCCGUGUAUGUUCACGUGUGUGCGAGUCUCAUGACCCAAGCUUACCCACAAUGCACUGGUAAACAUUUUACCAAGCUGAAGGCCGAAAAGUUAGAAUUGGGCGUGGUUUAAUUUGGCUGAAAUUUACCCAAACAUUUGUGAGGUGCUCUGGCAAAAUGAGACAGAACUGGACAGAGGUUGAAACGAGGGUUUGCGGGUAUUAGAACAGAGAACAAAAUUCGAUCUCACAAUCAUGCCGUUUGUUGCACUUCAAUCGGGCAUUCUGUUGACGAGUUACGGCUGUUUAAAGUUCAAAUUUAUCGACAUGUCAAAAAGUCAGGAAAAGGCCUUUAAAGUUUAGAGUUUUACAGUUGUGAAAAUGAAAGAUGCCAAUUAUUUUCCCUUCAAAACACUGACUUUUAAUUCAAGAUUUUAAAAAACAAAUUCUAUAAAAUAUGUGUAGUAGACGGAUCAAAGUUUACAAAUAUCAACAAAUCUGAAAAUUGAAAAAAAAAUCGACCCAUUCCUUUUUCCUCCUCAAUUUUCUCCACUUCGGCCUGUGCCCAGUUUCACCUCAUUUUGCGAGAACGCCUCACAUUUGUAUAUUUAUUCCCUUUUUCACCCAUUUCCAUUACAUAAAAUAGCAAUGAUCCUUGACCUCCCCAAAAUGUAUUUAUACUCAUCCAACUUGCAUGGCAGUAACUAUUUUAUGAAAACAUUAAUAUAACUUUUCCGAGGAAGCAACAGGAAAGCAACACUGAAAGGUAGAGGUAACUUUUGCUCGAGAUUAAUUAAAAAUAUGAAAAUAUCUUUGUCUCGUGGUGGAAAAAUUUUCCACUUUUUCACAUUGCAUGCCAGGUAACUUUUUUUUUAACAUUGUGUCAUUGUAAAACCAUCCUCACCCAUAAUGCAUUGGUAAACUUUUGGGAGUAUUAUGCGACAAGAAAUGCAAUUUGAUUGGCUGAAACUUUCCAUGGAUGAAUGCAUGUGUGUGAUUUUUAAAUUAAACUUCUUUGAAUGAUUACUUUGAAGACAAAUUUUAUAAACUUAAUGCAGUAUUUGGUGGUUUGAUAAAUUUGGCUGAAAUAGUGCAUGUGAAGGGGUAAGUGUGACAUUCCUAAUUUGGUUGGAAAAAAAAAUUACCCACAAUGCCUAGGUAAACUUUUCCAACGUGCAUGCUUGGCCACGUUAUGGUGUGUGUUUGGUAUUUGUGAGUGCUAACUCCCGAGCAGCCCAAAUAAUAGCUAAAACCAAUCAACUUCAGGUUACAUAUUGCGGACAUUUUUAUAACUCAUACAUGAAGCAUGGCUAUAUCUGAUUAACUUUUUUGUAAAAAUUAAUGAUUGACCAAGACAUUUUCCAAAUUAUUGCAUGCUGUAGAUUUUCAACAACAAAAAAGUUUUAAUUGAAAGUACCAUCCUUUGAUUCACUUCGUGUGAUAACCUAAUUCCUUAGCAUUAAGGGAAUUUAUGUCAAUUGCAUAUAAAACUGCAUGACUUAUGUAACAUUUGUAACAUAGCAUGAGAGUGUACAAAUUAUUUUCUCUUCAAAUAGUAUUUUUUUUUUCUCAUGUAAAGUUUGAAAAAUCAUGUUGAAAGCUGGUUUUUUUUUACGUUAGAAACAUUCUGGGGAAGGCGCAUUUGUGUACAAAAUGAAAAGUGUACAGUUUGUGUGUUCAUAUAUUUUGUACAGUGGAAAAUUGCAAUAAUAUUUAAACAAGUGAAAUUAAUAAUUAUGUUACUUUUCCUCGGAGGCUUAAACUUUCUCUUGUGAAAACUAACGCAGUAUGCAAAUAAGCCCUUUGAACAAAAUCUUAAUUAUGCAUUUUUUUUUUUAGUAUUGUUUGAAGGUGUGGGCUUGAAAUAGAGGAAUUUAUUAUUUGAAUUUGUAUCCGAUAAUGUCAUUUUUGUCAUUUACUUUUUCACUCAGAAUAAUUCUCAAAAUAAAUACAUCCUUCAUGGUGUAUUGCAUGA
Messenger RNA from Patiria miniata (bat star), 6299 nucleotides. Its product is annotated as WD repeat-containing protein on Y chromosome-like. NCBI's taxonomy places the organism in Eukaryota, Metazoa, Echinodermata, Asteroidea, Valvatida, Asterinidae. The transcript is spliced from 29 exons. Gene Ontology annotation, molecular function: calcium ion binding; protein binding. The record is from RefSeq and is a predicted model, not a curated record. The coding region runs from base 138 to 3911 and encodes 1257 amino acids.